Molecule: messenger RNA, 1368 nt
Organism: Erythranthe guttata (spotted monkey flower)
Lineage: Eukaryota; Viridiplantae; Streptophyta; Magnoliopsida; Lamiales; Phrymaceae
Biological process (GO): beta-D-galactose catabolic process via UDP-galactose, Leloir pathway; glucose metabolic process
Molecular function (GO): aldose 1-epimerase activity; carbohydrate binding
Source: RefSeq, a predicted model, not a curated record
CCAACACAUCAAAAAUUAAACGGCACUAUCACCUCAGAUCCGAUUCAACCGUAGUACCUCUCUCUAUUUUUUCUUUUUUUCUUCCCCCACUGAUCAUCAUACUGAAAAGGCGAAAAAAGAAAAACAAAAGAAAAAAAAGAAAAAAAAAAACAUUUUAAAACAAUUCAAUGGCAGCAGUGGCAAAGAUCUUCGAACUCAACAAUGGCAGCAUGCAAGUGAAAGUCUCCAAUUACGGAUGCACCAUCACCUCCUUAUUCGUUCCAGACAAAGAUGGGAAAUUGGGUGAUGUUGUUCUUGGAUUUGACACAAUCGAGCCGUAUCAGAGAGGUGCUGCUCCGUAUUUUGGGUGCAUAGUGGGUCGGGUGGCGAACAGGAUCAAAGAAGGGAAGUUUACACUGAAUGGAACUGAGUACUCAUUGCCUAUCAACAAGCCACCAAACAGUCUCCAUGGUGGACAAAAGGGAUUCGACAAGGUCAUCUGGGAAGUUGCUGAGUAUAAGCAGGGUGAUACUCCAUCGAUAACCUUUAAAUAUCACAGUCAUGACGGAGAAGAAGGCUAUCCGGGCGAUGUUUCUUUCACGGCAACUUACACACUCACAUCGAAAACCACAAUGAGGCUCGACAUGGAAGGCAUCCCCAAAGACAAGGCAACACCAAUCAGCUUAGCCCAACACACCUAUUGGAACCUAUCGGGCCACAAUUCCGGGAAUUCAAUCCUCGACCACACGAUCCAAAUAUGGGCCAAUCACAUCACACCCGUCGAUCAGAAUAUCGUGCCAACUGGCGAGAUCCUGGCCGUUAAAAACACUCCGUUCGAUUUCACCGCCGAGAACACUAAGAUCGGCAGUAGAAUCCAAGAGGUUGGAAUCGGGUACGACCAUAAUUACGUGCUCGACUGUGGGGAGGAGAAAUUAGGGUUGAAGCGUGCUGCGAAGUUAGUGGACCCCACUAGCUCGAGGACUCUGAAUCUGUGGACGGAUGCACCUGGUAUGCAAUUUUACACCGCCAACUAUGUGAAUGGUAUUGUUGGUAAAGGUGGAGCUGUGUAUGAGAAGCAUGGUGCUGCUUGUCUUGAGACGCAAGGGUUUCCUAAUGCAAUUAACCAACCGAAUUUUCCUUCGGUUGUUGUUCAACCGGGGGAGAAGUACAAGCAUACCAUGUUGUUUGAGUUUUCGGCUGAGUAAGGGUAUAACGGUAAUUUUCAUAUGUUUUAUGACAAUCUGUGCUGGAUUUUUAUGCUGGGAAUAAGUGGACGAUUUGGAUGUAACCGAGUAGUUUCUUUUGCAGGAGUUUAGUGAGUGACUUAUGAACGUUUUGAACCGCUUUAGGUUCGACUUUUAUAUAUUUAUACUUCUUUUUUCGUUUUAA